Messenger RNA from Cynocephalus volans (Philippine flying lemur), 1229 nucleotides. RefSeq names its product glutathione S-transferase A4. The record is from RefSeq and is a predicted model, not a curated record. The coding region runs from base 85 to 753 and encodes 222 amino acids. Gene Ontology annotation, biological process: glutathione metabolic process. Gene Ontology annotation, molecular function: glutathione transferase activity. Lineage: Eukaryota; Metazoa; Chordata; Mammalia; Dermoptera; Cynocephalidae. The transcript has 7 exons.
GCCAGCUGCAGACCCCGGGCCGCGCGCGCCGUGAGGCUCCGUCCCAGCGCUCCGAGCGCGCUCCAGAAAGCGUGAAAAGCCGUCAUGGCAGCGAGGCCCAAGCUCCACUAUCCCAACGGACGAGGUCGGAUGGAAUCCGUCAGGUGGCUUUUAGCUGCUGCUGGAGUCGAGUUUGAUGAAGAAUUUCUGGAAACAAAAGAACAGCUACACAAGUUGCAGGAUGGUAACCACCUGCUUUUCCAGCAAGUGCCCAUGGUUGAAAUUGAUGGGAUGAAGUUGGUGCAGACCCGAAGCAUUCUCCACUACAUAGCAGACAAGUACCAUCUCUUUGGCAAGGACCUCAAGGAGAGAACCCUGAUUGACAUGUAUGUGGAGGGGACGUUGGAUCUGCUGGAGCUGAUUAUCAUGCAUCCUUUCUUAAAGCCAGACGAUCAACAAAAGGAAAUGGUUAGCAUGGCCCAGAAGGCUAAAAUUAGAUACUUUCCUGUGUUUGAAAAGAUUUUAAGGGAUCAUGGACAAAGCUUUCUUGUUGGUAAUCAGCUGAGCCUUGCGGAUGUGAUUUUACUCCAAACCAUUUUGGCUCUAGAAGAGAAAAUUCCUAAUAUCCUGUCUGCAUUUCCUUUCCUCCAGGAGUACUCAGUGAAAAUAAGUAAUAUCCCUACAAUUAAGAGAUUCCUUGAACCUGGCAGCAAGAAGAAGCCUCCACCUGAUGAAAUCUAUGUGAGAACUGUCUACAGUGUCUUUAUGCCAUAAAAUGACACAUUGUGAGUGAGCUUGUCCCUAGAGAUGGCUGUGUACACAGUAAUAUCUUAGUUCAUCCCAGCUUUGUCAUGGUCCUGUGUAGUAAGUUGGGUCCUAAAUGGGAUCUUUUGUGUUAAAGAGAUCUUCUCUUCUAGAAAUAUUGACUUUUUUUGGUCCAGUGAAUAAUUGUUAUGGUACUUUUUUCAGAAAACCUUUUUAAGAUGCUGGUAUUUAAGUUAGAUCUGAUCGUGUUACUCAUUGUAGUUAGUUAAUCCUGAAAUGUAGUUAAUCCUGAAAUGUGGAUGGACAGGAUCUCAUGUUCUUUUCUGAGCUUAUUUCUCCUUUCCUUAUCCCCUUUGUAACCCCCUCCAGUCUCUUCCUAAUUUUUAGUGUCUAAGUAUAACAAAAUAUCUAGUGAAUAACUCUCCUCUGAGCUAUGAUAAUCAAAUAAUGGUAAUGAAUGAAGUCAGUAUUACCCAAAAUAAAUA